GCCUUGCAGAAUCUCCGGCAGCUGGGAGUAACGUAGUUGUGUCUCCCUCAAGAGGCCGCUAAUGGGAUAGCAAAUCGGCAAGCUGCUCCAUACUCUUCUCUCUCUCUCUCCAUCUCCCUCCCCCCGGCUCUUCGGCUCUCUCCCUCCCAGUCUUCUGUCCUGAGUUUCUGAAAACUAGGAGGUGGCGGAAGGACGGGUUUAUACAACAAGUGCGAGUUCUAGGGAAUGCAGCAGGUUCUUUUCAUGUGCAGCUCAGGAAGAAGUCAUCUUUAAAUCCUGUCUUGGACACGUUCCCUUUUUAAGUUUCUUCAUAUUCAGGAGCAACAUUUUUCUUGGCACGGAUUGUACUUCACAGGAGCCUGGAACAUCACUAAGGCUCCCUGUUUUACUGAUGAGCACAACAUAAUAUCUUGACCACCCUUUUAACUAUUUCCUGAAUCUGGACACUUUUCUCUCAAUUGUCUUCAGUAGAGCUGGUCACUGUUUGAAUGGUGAUAUUUUUCUUUUCUCCUCUAUGUAAACCAGUCAGUGAGAUGAUUUGGUCUUUACUAUUUGAAAUGACCUGUAAGCUCUGUGCUGCCAUUCUUUUGGGCAAAACACCUAUAUUUUAGGCCAAGGAAAAACUGCCGUACAUCACUGAUGUUCUUUUCAGAAUCUGGAUUCUGAAGCCGGUUUCCUUUUUCAAAGGAGCUUGUUCUAAUACUAAUUUGAGAAACUGAGCAUUCCAUUCAGAGAGAGCAUCAGCUUUGUUUUCUUAUGAUCCAAACUGAAGACGUUCCAGGGCCAGCGAGUACAGCAGAGUCCAGGUGCAGCAAGCAUACCGAUCGUCCCCUGACACUCUGGACCUCAUCAGCAGGUUUUGCCAUCAGUGGUAACCUAGCCUGCACACACUGAAGACCAUGAUGAUGAAUGAGAUCCAGGAGCUGUCUUCGCCAGCAGCAGCUCUUAGCGUGGUACCCACGGCUUGUGUCUCUAAAGUAGAGCUACGGGUGUCAUGCAAGUCUCUUCUAGACCGGGAUACCUUGAAUAAGUCUGACCCUAGUGUCAUCCUAAUGGUGCAAGCACAGGGGCAAUGGACUGAGAUCGACAGGACCGAGGUCAUUAAGAGUAAUCUGAACCCGGUGUUCUCUAAAGUCUUCACUCUGGACUAUUACUUUGAGGAAGUUCAAAAACUGCGCUUCGAAGUGUACGACAUCCAUGGCCACUGCAGUAUCGGAACUCGCGAUGACGACUUCCUUGGGGGCAUCGAGUGCACCCUGGGGCAGAUUGUGGCCCAGAAGAAAAUGACAAAGCCUCUCUUCUUGAAAUAUGGAAAAUAUGCUGGGAAGUCCACCAUAACAGUUAUUGCUGAAGAGAUUUCUGGAAACAAUGGUUAUGUGGAACUUUCCUUCUGUGCCAAGAAAUUGGAUGAUAAGGAUCUCUUCAGUAAAUCGGAUCCCUUUUUGGAGAUCUACAGAAUCAACGAUGACGAAAGUGAGCAGCUUGUUUAUAGAACUGAGGUUGUCAAGAACAACCUGAACCCUGUCUGGGAGGCCUUCAAAGUCUCGCUGAGCUCCUUGUGCAGCUGCGACGAGAGCAGGAAGCUGAAGUGUCUGGUCUGGGAUUAUGACUCCAGGGGGAAACACGAUUUUAUCGGGGAGUUUUAUGCUACCUUUGGAGAGAUGCAAAAAGUCAUGGGAGGAAAUAAGGUCAGUUGGGAUUGUGUAAAUCCCAAAUACAAAAUGAAGAAGAGGAACUACAAGAAUUCUGGUGUCGUCAUCCUCAGUGAUCUCAAGCUUCACAGAGUGUAUUCCUUCUUGGACUACAUCAUGGGAGGAUGCCAGAUACACUUUACUGUAGCCAUUGACUUCACUGCUUCCAAUGGGGAUCCCCGAAACAGCUGCUCAUUGCACUACAUCAACCCCUACCAGCCCAAUGAGUAUCUAAAGGCCUUGAUAGCUGUGGGGGAGAUCUGCCAGGACUAUGACAGUGACAAAAGGUUCUCUGCUUUGGGCUUUGGUGCACGGAUUCCUCCAAAUUAUGAGGUUUCUCAUGACUUUGCCAUUAAUUUCAACCCAGACGAUGAUGAAUGUGAGGGUAUCCAGGGGGUAGUGGAGGCUUACCAGAACUGCCUUCCCAAAAUCCAGCUGUAUGGCCCAACGAACGUAGCCCCUAUCAUCACCAGGGUGGCCAAGCUAGCUGCUGGGGAGGAAAAGUCCAAAGACGCUUCACAAUAUCACAUUCUGCUGAUCCUCACGGAUGGAGUGGUCACAGACAUGGCUGACACUCGCGAGUCCAUCGUCAGAGCCUCCUACCAGCCCAUGUCCAUCAUCAUCGUGGGAGUGGGCAAUGCGGACUUCACCGACAUGCAGAUCCUGGAUGGGGACGAUGGGGUCCUCCGCUCGCCGAAGGGAGAGCCAGUCCUCAGGGACAUCGUGCAGUUUGUGCCCUUCAGGGACUUCAAAACGGCCUCUCCUGCUGCCUUGGCGAAGUGUGUUUUGGCUGAGGUUCCGAAGCAAGUGGUGGAGUAUUACAGCUACAAGGCCUUUGCGCCGAAGAUCCCGAUAGUGGAUUCACCCAACUCCAUUGCCAACACCCCCGAAUAGGAGAGCAAAGAUGUAAAAAGAAACUUCUGUUUGGAUGGCUGAGGUUUGGGCUGGGAAUUGCACAAGAAUGAGAAAGGGGAAAAAAACCUGUUUUGAACUGUUUACAUCAUGGGGGAAAAAAAAGUAUACUUCAAGUCUGCUGCUUUAAAACUAGGAUUUAGAGUCAGAUCAUCUCCUACGACUUGGCCUCCCUGUACAGUGUGAAAAAACUGUGAUUCUUUGCUGCGGUCUUCAUGUUGGCUGGGGAAAGCACAAUGAAAACAUUCAGAACGAUGUGGUUCCAGGCCCGGGGUUUCAUACAACUGCAUUGCUACAGUUGUGCUUCUUAUCUGUUGCACAGCAGUGCUCCUGACUACAGGCUGCACUUGCCCUGCCUUUCUCUGCUUCUUUUCAGUUCUGUGGUUUAUCCCUGGCCCAGUUGGAAGAACCCAUUAAAAGAGGUAAUGGCACUUAGUCUCUAGGACAGAACUGAGCUUGUACGGAAACUGAUUCUUCUGCCCUAUAUCAUUUCAAAGUAAAAGUCUUAAAAUGUUCCUGCUAGGGUCGGCUUCAUAAAUUGAAUGUGUUUAUGAAAUAUAUUAAAGCUCCUAAAAACUAGAUCUCCGGCAUAAAAUAGAACUUUGAAAGUUGUCAUUAACUAAAAUUUUCUGACACACCAGGAACCAUUUGUUUCCAGUACUCUUUAGAACCAUAUACCACUGUAUAUUAGAUUGCUUGAACACAGAACAGUGAACCUUCAAGACGAAAGAUGAGUAUUAUAUUUUUAUGUCCAAAAAAGAAAACAUAGUGGUGAAUUUUAAGCAGGUAUUCAUAAUACUCUUGAGUGAUCUAUAUAGCCAUGCUAAAGCAAGUACAGGAUCAAAUUUUUAUUUUAUUUUUAGGAGUGUAUUAUAGCUGACUGUUAUUAUAGUAUAUGUCUGGUACUUUAAACAGUACAGUGUACAUUGUACAGUGGUUUAAGCGAAUACAGUGUGAAUACACUUGCAUAGCCCAGAACUUUGUGUACUUGGUUCUUUUUAGUCAACGAGUCAGCAGCAGAACAGAAGUAAUUAUAGAAAUUAUGGUCUUUCUUUAGAGUUGAGCAGUGGUUGGAGGGUAUAAUUGUAAAGACAGCAUUAUUACUGUUAGACCGCAUCCUAGUGAGGUUUAUACAGUAGCUGCAGGAUUUUUAAAUACAUUGCAGGUUUUCAUUGCCCUCUGUAGGGAAAAUCAGUUCUUUCACAUUUCUUAAAGAUAGGUACUGCAUUUUCAGUCUUCUGAUUAAAUAUUAGAUUGCUUUUCAAAGGAUAAACCACAUCUUUAUGGCCAUUUAGUAGAGUAAGUUGAUAUCAUAUAUUUAAUUAUUUAUUGUUUGCUUCCAAGCAGACAAAUCCAUGUCAGUGGUUCCCUUGCAAACAAUUUAAAGAAUCUGGAGAUUCCUGUACCUCAGUUAAGCUUCUGAAAAAGCUGCUGUUGUUUUGGGGGAAAAAAAAGAAAGGUAGACUGAUUUAUAGAGUUAUUUGCUAAAAUUUAAAUUAAGGUUUGUGUUAAUUUAGGAUACAGUAAAUUCUAAAAAAAAUCAUUUCUUCAAUGUUGUUAAAAUUUAACAUAACAGUGACAUCACCUAGUAAGAAAAUGCAGUUAGGAAUGUUUGUUGAGGUGUGAGGUAAAGUUUGUCUGAGGGCCAAACACCAGGCUGAAGUCAGGACCCCCUUACAGACUGAAUUAAGUAUAGACGGGUAUUAACCAAGAGGUAGAUGUCAGGACCCCCUUACAGAGAGAGGCGUUAACCAAGGGGUAGCUGCAAAGGUGGUGAUGGGUUGUAGGAGAGAAAGACGCAUGUCAGCAAGAGCAAGAGGCCUACUUGUCAUGUUUCUACUUUUACAGGAAGUGAUAUCAUGGAGGAUUAUUGAAGACAUAGUGAAGAGGGAGACCGUAGUUGCCACUACCCUUCAAGAACCUUUGUUAAAAACACCAUUUAGGUAGCAUUUAUCCAUAAUUAUUUGUGACAUGUAUAUUUCAGUGUCUAUUAUGUCUACAUUCCUCAGAUUUACACAAAAUGUGCAGAAUUUCCUAUGAUAUGGAGCAAUGUACAAUAGUACUGCAGAAAUGUCUGUGCACUAGAGGAGAGCAUUGCGGUGAAAGCCAGGUGUUUAAAUAAUCAGCCUUGACAGUAGUAAGAUGUAACAUGAGCACAGAACACUGUCCGCAUGAAUGUGAAGGUUGCUAACAUUUUUUCUCCAAACUUGUAAUUAACACUUCAGCAGCAGUCUGCAGGCUGGUGUUAUAUUCCUGUUUUAGCACAAAGUGGGGAAAAAAAAAACAGAUUAAGAUUUACAAGCCUGUAGACAGGUUUUUUGUUGGUGUUGUUCUCUUUGCAUUUGUAAGAGGAGGUAGCUGUAAUUGCCGUAUGAGUUCCUGCUAGUUGACGUCAAUGCUUUCAAAGUAGGGCGCUUGUGGGAGCUUUCCAGCUGAACCCUGAAGAAGCCAGUGCAGUAGUCAGCUGUGAGUCACUCAGUCUCUCCUGUCCCUGCACCCUCAGCAGUGGGCUCUGUCCUUGACCCUGGCAGUGAGUGCUGCCACAGUUGGACUUCACUCUGUGCAUCUGUGACUGUUGGGACCUCCAAUUUUUAAUACAAAAGUGCUACAUUUCCCAAGAGAGAUUUUCUGAUCCACUUAGCUUUGGGUGGUUUUUCAUCUUUUGAAGCCUUAUCUUUUCAUGAUCUCUUCUGGUGCCCAGGGAGAGCACAGAUUAUGCUCUGUUGUCUUUGCUCUUUUCACUGUGGAAUGGCUUGACAAUAUGAUGUAUAGCACAAUUUGUAUCAGCAAGUCUGCUGUUGAAAGAAUUUUCAGGAAGUAAAUGUUCAUGAAGAACAAAAAGCUGUUCUUCAUGGUAUGAUAAAAAUCUAAAUACAAUGCAAAAUGUAUAAAAUGAGGAAAGUAGUGUCUUGCAAGCGUCUCUUGCAAGUAAGCCUCUUGUCCAAGUCUGUUAUGUAUGUAUGUAUUCCUGUUAUUGUUCUUCAAAAGAAUUUUGAAAGUUAGGAGUGAGGUCUGUGGCAUGAAUGUUAUGAUAUCUCAAGAUGCUACUUCUCAUAAUGUUGGAGUUUUCACAUUGAUUUCUGCCAGGUGCUCUGGUUUACUCCCAUAGUCCACAGACAGGAGAUGAUUGGGCCCUGAUGUGGGUGCAUGCCUGUCUGUGUCUGUUUGUACCCUGGCAUCCCAUCUAGGAUGUGUCAUGCAUUACACCUUUUAGUUGGCAGGAUAGGCUCCAGUUCCCCCACAGCCCUAUAUUGGAUACAGCAAUUAGAAAAAAAAUGGAUGGAUAUACAAUUGCUGAUUAAACUGGAUACCCUGUAGUUAGUAGUUUACAACUUCAGGGAUACAUUUUUUCUAAUUUUUAGAAAUAUAUAUAUAUAAUAUAAAGACAUGAAGUAGACAGCAAGGUGGGUUUCAGAAGAUAAUGUGCUCAGUAUCUUCUGUACCAAAGGUACAUGUCUAUACACUCAGCUGCUGGUUUCUGUGGUCUUUCUCAGCUAUAUGUUCUAUACUGUUUAUAUAAGUAAGAGUUGAUUCAACAUGGGUGAAGUUUAAUAUAAUUCUCACUACUGUGCAAUUAAAUGAGCUGGUAGCAUCCGUAGUGUUGAAUAUACAGUAUCUUGUAAAAUUAUUCAGGCCAUUCCCAAGUUGGCCCAUUGUAAUUAUGAAAUUACAAAAUGAUGCAUACACCUCUUUUAUUUAAAACCCGAGUUCUCUCAACUGAAGACAUCUAAGGCCAACAUAAGUUACAAUAAAUGUCAGCAAAA
This is a messenger RNA of Lepisosteus oculatus (spotted gar), 6367 nucleotides long. It is a transcript of the gene cpne7, whose product is annotated as copine VII. The record is from RefSeq and is a predicted model, not a curated record. Gene Ontology annotation, molecular function: calcium-dependent phospholipid binding. Gene Ontology annotation, cellular component: plasma membrane. NCBI's taxonomy places the organism in Eukaryota, Metazoa, Chordata, Actinopteri, Semionotiformes, Lepisosteidae. Gene Ontology annotation, biological process: cellular response to calcium ion.